CAUGCCGCGAGAAACGGGGCGGUAUUAUUUUAUUGAUUCCUCUCACCCCAAACUCACCCUCGAUGUCCGCGACGAUCCCAACAUAACUAUUAUAACUUGUAAGCAAAAACAUAGAUGUGAAACAAUAAGUAAAUACAGAAAUGGAUACAAAUGCUAUGACUACGUCAGGUUUGCUCGAAUGGGAGUUUUCGCUGCCAUCCGAUCAGAUUAUAUCGCAUGGCUGGUAUCAUGGAGCGCUGAGUCGUACAGCAGCGGAGAAUCUACUACAACAGGACCGAGAGUUCUUAGUAAGGGACUCCUCCUCGCAACCAGAUAACUAUGUGCUGAGCUGCCGUUCCAAUGGACAACAUCUUCAUUUUGUUAUACAACGGAUUGUCGUGCAUCCAGAGACGGUUUAUGAGAGAUAUCAGUAUCAGUUUGAGGAUGAAGCAUAUGAUACCGUUGCGGACCUUAUAACUUCCUAUGUAGGUUCGGGAAAACCGAUAUCAGCUGCUUCAGGCGCCAGAAUUCAAUACCCCGCCAAUCGAAUCGUGCCUCUUACUAAUUAUAUCCCAAAUGACGACAUUAAUUCUGUUAUCUCACCAAUCGGCGAUGGUUCCGGUUCUUAUAGUUUGUAUAGCCAUUUUGCAGCCAAACCGGGAAUACAACUACGAGUACCCUUUAAAAAGCAAAGAUCGCAUUCCCUAACACCCAUUGACAUUGGUCAACAUAACAAUCAUGGGAAAAGCGCGAGUGCUGAUGGCGUAAUUCAAAGUCAAGGUAACAAACACAUGAAAAACUUUUCUGGCGAUUCCAAUUCCGGUUCUAACACAUGGGAUGCAAAUUUACCGACAAGCCCGCCUGCAAAGCCUGCGCGCUACGAAGGUCCAAAAGCAGAUGAUCGACGCUUAGAAUUGCAGAGACUUUACCACGUUUCGGGAUCAGACUCUGGCAACGGCUCUGGUGACUCUACACAGAGUUCAGCUCACAGUGAUCCUAAUAAGUCAAGGAUAGAUUCCGAUUAUAAUUUGGUGACUCCUACUAUCAAACAACAGUUCGAUUAUGAUUUGACAGAGGCCAGAUUAUUACAAUCAGAAAAUUUGGAUUAUGUUGUAGAUUCACGUAUAAAUUUAGAAAAUUUUCAGUCACAAAUUAUACAAAUGGGUUUAACAAAGCCUUUAGAAUCGGAAACCUUGCAUACAAUUAAACUUCUACUUCGCACUUCGGGCCCACGUAUUUUGGCGAAUCACAUGACAAAAGUAGAUUUGCAUUUUUUAUUAGACGAUGCCAUACAAUUAGAAGGUAUCGACAGAACAGCUUCGGGUUUGGAACUGUGUUUCCUUCCUCAAGGAAGACCGUUACGAUUAGAUGUUAUUGAAAGGAUUGAAACCUACAGACUUCUUAUAGCAGUGACUAUUCUAACAUGUCAAACCGAUCGACAACGAGCUGAUACUAUCAAUGAUUGGAUUCUCCUGGCUGUGGAAACGAAGACAGCUCUUGGAAACCUUUACGGUUUCUCUGCGAUCAUGUUUGGAUUAUGCAUGCCACAGGUAGAGUGCUUAGAAAACGCAUGGAACAUUCUAAGACGUGUAUACACCGACAACGCGUUUAUGUUUGAAGCAAAACUUCGUCCAUGCUUUAAAAGCAUGAAUGAGGGAACAAAUCCUUUACCUCCUAACACAACGACCCCUUAUGUCCUGCCACCGGUACUGUGCUUCCAUUUAUUUGAUGGUGAAAGCGGAGGUCUUAUGCCGCCAGACGAUUCAUUUCCCACCAGUCUUAUGAACACACUCGAAUUUGAUUUCAACGCUACAGCGGCGCAUUUAGAAGCUGCACGCCAUUUUCCUGACCAGGUUGACAUGUUCAAACGUAAUGCUCGAACUGUGGUUCAAGAGAUGUCCUCUUUAGGAUCCACACUCGAUCCCACAUUGCUAGAAUUAUUCAGGACCGAAUUCCAUAUAAAUUUCCUAUGGGGUGAGCGCGGGGCUUUGACGACACCGAAUCAGCGAUUCGCGCGACUCACAGAUAUUUUGACGGCUAUGGCAAAUAAGUUAGCCAACCAACCUCCAGAUUCCGAGGAAACAGUAUAAAUUAGAAGGUGUAUAAAUUAACACUCGUGAUCUUUAAUCAUAUCAUAGAAAUUUGGAUAUUUUUUUUGCUCUGAUGGAAAAACAAAAAUUUAUUGUGUUGAAAGCGAAAGACUGGAUUAUUUACUUAUAUAAUGACGUGGUAUACGUACUGUUCUUUUAUGUUAUUGUAUUCAUGUGUGUUUAUAUGUUAUGCUUGGUUUCAAUGAGAGGCUCAAAUCAAAAUAAAAAAUU
This is a messenger RNA of Galleria mellonella (greater wax moth), 2300 nucleotides long. Its product is annotated as breast cancer anti-estrogen resistance protein 3 homolog. Bases 141 to 2069 code for a protein of 642 amino acids. Gene Ontology annotation, biological process: small GTPase-mediated signal transduction; positive regulation of peptidyl-serine phosphorylation. The record is from RefSeq and is a predicted model, not a curated record. The transcript has 6 exons. NCBI's taxonomy places the organism in Eukaryota, Metazoa, Arthropoda, Insecta, Lepidoptera, Pyralidae. Gene Ontology annotation, molecular function: phosphotyrosine residue binding; guanyl-nucleotide exchange factor activity.